AUGGGCACCUCUCAACGAGGAAGGCGCAACAACAACAAAUCGAGUUGCUCCAACAGCAACUUGAACGUAGUGUUGCUCCAACAACAACAACAGCAACACGUUUUGCAGCAGCAGCAGCAACUUGAAGCAUUGCAGCAGCAGCAGCAACAACAACAGCAAGCCUUGCAACAACAACAACAGCAGGCCUUGCAACAACAGCAACAACAGCAAGCUUUGCAGCAGCAACAGCAACAAGCUUUGCAGCAGCAACAACCACAAGCUUUGCAGCAGCAGCAAGCACAACAACAGGGUCCACAAACAAUCCCUACCCAAAAAGGAAACGAGAGCCCUGGCUCAGAAAAUGAAAACACGGGCCGAUGUGCUUUAUGCUGA
Messenger RNA from Lichtheimia ornata, 372 nucleotides. RefSeq lists its product as uncharacterized. Bases 1 to 372 code for a protein of 123 amino acids. NCBI's taxonomy places the organism in Eukaryota, Fungi, Mucoromycota, Mucoromycetes, Mucorales, Lichtheimiaceae. The record is from RefSeq and is a predicted model, not a curated record. The transcript has a single exon.